Acytostelium subglobosum LB1 is the source of this 1809-nucleotide messenger RNA. RefSeq lists its product as hypothetical. Gene Ontology annotation, molecular function: small GTPase binding; guanyl-nucleotide exchange factor activity. Lineage: Eukaryota; Evosea; Eumycetozoa; Acytosteliales; Acytosteliaceae. Gene Ontology annotation, cellular component: cytosol; endocytic vesicle. The record is from RefSeq and is a predicted model, not a curated record. Gene Ontology annotation, biological process: vesicle-mediated transport. Bases 1 to 1809 code for a protein of 602 amino acids. The transcript is spliced from 2 exons.
AUGACAUCGACACCGUCAUCACCACUUAUGGGCUCGACUUCAAUGUCGAUGACCUCAUCAUUGCCAGCAGAUGUGACAUCAUUACAACAGCAGCAACAACAGAAGGAAUCACAUACAUUCUUGCGAGCCAGCAGAAGUGGCAUUAGCAAAGAUUUGAACAAGUUGUCAUUGUUCUCACGUGACACAAUACACGUGGUGGACUGCGAUGGCGAGCGCGAGCGCGAGAUUAACGAAGCCGAGCAGCUGUUCCAGAACCUGCCCGAGCUGUCGUACGUCGUCACCAAGAUCAAUCAAUGGGGCAAGCACCAGAAGCGCGUGCUGCGCCUCACUAACAAGGGCAUUGCCAACGUGCGCAGCGACAUUGUCUCGAGCCACUACGCGUACGGCGACGUGCGUGCCAUCUACCUGCGCGACUCAGAGGUGUUUGUGCUCGAGUAUACGGGCGCCUCGCACAGCUACGUCUACAAGUCGGACGUGGGCUACCAGAUCGUGCAGGAGAUCACCAGCCGGCUACAGAUGCUGCGAACGACUGAGAAGAAGAAGCACGGCUUUGACAUUGCCAUCAAGUACCAGAAGAAGCUGAUGUCGCAGAUCCCGGGCCAGAACGCUCAGACACCCUCCACGCCACUGCCCACCAUGUCGGGCGCGGAUCAGCAGCAGCCACAACAACUUUCGCCAGACUCGGCGCCCAACCUGUCACUGUCGUUCGACAGCUGCGACUCGUCGUCCGUGUCGUCGUCAUCGUCGUCGCCUACGGCCGGCAUGGACAUUGAGUUCGAGGUGGACGACCGCAAGCACCAGAAGCGGGCGUCCAAGGUCUCGCAGCUGCUUGGCACGACGGAGGACCAGCGUCUGCAGGGAGAGAUCGAUCGCAUUGCGCUGAGUCCGCAGUCGAGCGAACGCAAGGCCAUUCAAUCAUUCAUGAGCAACUUCCACCAACUUGUGCGCAACCCAACAUCGCUCGUCCAGAACGUGCGCCAGUUUGUCGACAGCAUCAAACACUCGAUCCUCAACGACAAGAGCGGCCAGCUACAAAAGCUGGUCGAGUCACUGGGCGCCCGCGAGGACGACGUGCCCAUCUCGGCGCUCGUCGAGAAGAACCUGGAGCGCGCUAUCAUCCUUCGCGCCUACAAGCAGCUACAUGGCGUCAUCUCACAUCAGAUCGCCAAGGACGAGGCUGUGUUGCAGGACAACAUCUCCAAGCUGGCCUCCAAGUCACAGGAGUUCUUUGGAAUCAAGAGUGAGUUCAUCACACAGAGCAACUGGCAGUCGGCUGUCCUCGAGCUCAAAGCACUGGAACAGAUCGACAUCCCCUACAACAAGCUCGACUCCAUCCUCGCAUCCGCGCGUGCCAUCUACAACUACAUCAACUAUGAACGCAACCUCAAGAGCAACUCACAACAAGAGAUAUUCCUCAGUGCAGAUGACUUCUUGCCUAUAUACAUCUAUGUCGUGGUCAACUCUGGCGUCAAGGACUUGGAGUUUACUAAUCAAUAUCUGUGGCAACUUUGCGAUUCUGAUCGAUUGUCUGGCGAGGGCGAGUACUAUUUGACGGUGUUCAGUUCGACAUUGAGUCUAAUACGUUCGUUGAAAAUGGAUAAUGUGGAGAGAGCAACGAUGAUUGAUGAUUUGAUACCGACACAGCAACUGAAAGGUAGUCCGCCACCUAUCAGCAGCAGUCCAACUAGCAAUGGCAGUGGAUGGAACAGCGCCACCAUAUCAAGGCGAGAGAGAGCACAGAGUCUAAGUCUUGGCGAUGGCAAAAAGAAGCAUUUUCUCUCACAACACAAUGAUCAAUCAUUCAAGUAA